Molecule: messenger RNA, 5994 nt
Organism: Chironomus riparius
Lineage: Eukaryota; Metazoa; Arthropoda; Insecta; Diptera; Chironomidae
Source: the annotation of a GenBank genome assembly
AUUUUCUCAAACAUCUUUAAGCUUCGCUCAGUAGAAAUGCAAAACUAUCUCAGCAUUAAUAAAAACAAGCCUCUCUGUUUUCAUUUUUAUUUCGCUGUCGUACGACGAUCGUGAAGGUUCAAUUUUUUUCUCGUUCCGGAGGCUCAAUUUGUAGAGAAAAUUUUUUUAUAGACCUAAAAUUUAUUUUGUGAAAAAAGUAAGAAAUGAUUCGUAGAGGACUUAAUGUGAAGACGAUGAUUUUUUUAGAGGAAAAAGUGGUAAAAUAAAAGUAGAUUUUUUUCCCCGUGCGCGAAAGAUAUCAAAAGUAGAUGAAUAAAAAUAAUCAUAAGUCAGUAAAUGAAGAGUGAAAAAAAAGAAAUUAUUUUGUGAAAUAAAACAAUUUUUUUACCAUACAAUCGUGAACAGUUAAGUGUUUUUAAGUACAACAAAAUUAAUUAAGAUUUUGAGCUAUAGUAAAAAUUUGUAAAAAUUAAAAUAGAAAGAGUGAUAAUCCAAAAAAUAAUAUAAUAAUAAAGAAUAACAUAGUGUUAAUUGAUAAGAAUUUAUUUUUGUCGACAGCACAAAAAAGGAACGAAUAUUAAAGUGUUGUUUGUGCUUCCGAAUGCUUUCAGGGCACACAAUUGUCACAUACAGACAGAUCAUCUUAUUCUUUGGCUUUAUGCAUUAACAGAUAUUGUAAACUGGAUUUUGGUUUUUUGUUUGUUGACGAAAGAGACUUGGUUUAAUACACAAUAGCAAUAAAGUAUAAGUUUGAACACAAACAAGUGGAUACAAGGUGGAAACAAGUUUAAUUCUACAAGUUCACAAGAAGAUACGAAAGAAGAAUGCUCUUGUCAAGCCAUUUUUAUCAGCAUAAUCAUCCGUUAAAUAUGUAUUAAUUUGUUUUCGUAAAAAAUACACGCGCUGAGGAACACACAACAAAAAAUUUAAAAUAUUUUUGUUUUGUGGUUUUCGUCGUAAAUUCAAAGAGCUGAAUAAAUAUUUUUCUCGGAAAUUCAAGUCCAGAUACAUGAAAGAUAAAAAUGAACAAAUUUUCAGUAAUAUUAAUUUGUUUGACAAUAUCUAUAACAACGGUCUUUGCUGAGCUAAAACCAUUCAACUACAAAUGUAACAAAAUUAAUGUGUUCGAGCGAGAUGCCUCUUUUCCUUCAAUCACAAAUCUUGAUUCAGUAAAUCUUAGAACAACACGUCGUGUAACACAUCAGCUAGUUUCACGAAUAUUUGCAAUAUAUCUAAAAGAUGUAAUGAACUAUGAUCAUCCUAUAUACCUGGAAAAUAUUGAUGAGUUUUUUGAAUCAAAGCAAGAUAUUGAUAAAUUAAUAGAUAAGCAAUUGGAAUGGUACAGCCUUUAUGAUAUAUCGAAUUUUAAUGAUAGAAGUGCAUCAAUUAAUUUAGAAAUAUGGAGGACACCAGAUCAUCAACAAAUGUUUCCAAGUACUGUCAUUGAGGCAAAUUCACUAAUUGAAAACGAUAUUGCACGUUAUGGCCUUUAUAUACCAAAAGAUUUAAAACCAAGUGCCAAAUUUUCAUACAAUAAUUUCAUUACAUCUGAUGGAAGUUACAAAAGGACUGAAAUAUUUUUCCGACUUGCUGAGGAGUCGGUAUUCUUGGAGAACAUCAAAAAAGAAGCACGCAUUCAUAUACCAUCGAAAAACAUUAACUAUGGACUUUACGUUCCUGAUCAUUGUAUUUCUGAUUCAGAACCAUGCGCUACUGUCUUUACUUCCCAUUAUUAUGAUACCAAAUUUUUCAUUCAACACAUUGAAACAUUAAAACUUAAAAUGAAGGUUUACUUUUUAGGAGAUAAUUUAAAACCUUCAAUACGAAAAUUAGUCAAUAUUAUUAAAGCUAGUAAAAAUUUAAGUUCAUCGAAGAAAAUAGACAAAUUGUUCUUGGUACUUCAUUGGACACCGUCUGAGAUCAUUGAUGGAAAUGACCAAUUUGAUGAAGUAACAAUGCCAAGAUGUGAACUUUAUAGAAAUGCAAAUAUUAGUUGUAAAUUUGAAGCUAAUUCAAUUGCUGUGUUCUUUAAUGAGAUUAUUUCAAAGGAGAGUGAGGACCUGAAGGGUAUAUUAAGCAACUUCAAAUUUGAUUCUUUAAAGCCUUUAAUAAAGCUUUACGAGAAAGAAUAUUUAAAUAUUGAAAAAAUUCGCAACAUGAAUUUAUUAUCCACUGAUCUAAAAGGGAGUACAAAUGAAGACACAACAAUUGAUGAUAUUUUAAAUAGAAUAGCAUGUACAUGGUUGGGUGAAAAUAAGCAAGUUUAUGGAUCUUCACCUGAACAUCGUUGGUAUAAUCCAGUAGCUGAUACAGAAAUUCAAAUUGGUGGAAUUUAUCCCGUACAGAAUUCAGGACAAGAGUAUAAUGGAAUACAAACAGCAUUAGAUAUGGCAAGAGAGGAACUUGAAGAGAAUCCCGAAAUAAAGAAGCUAUUUCCAAAUUAUAGUAUAAAAAUAAUGAGUAUUGCAUCCGAAUGUAAACCUGACUUGGUUUUACGUAAAUUCAUAAGCUUUUAUUCUCAUCGACAAAAUUUAAUUGGUGUUUUGGGACCUGCGUGUAGUGAAGCUAUCGAGCCAAUUGCAGCAAUAUCAAAACAUUACAAAUUGAGUGCCAUUACAUACAGCGCUGAAGGGAUUUCGUUUGAAAAUCGCGAUAAUUUCCCAUAUUUCUAUAGAACGAUUGGCGAAAACAGACAGUACGAAGAUGUCUAUUUUAAAUUAUUCAAAAAGCUUGGAUGGCAGAGAGCUGCAGCAAUCACAGAAGAUGGACAGAAAUACACAGAAUACAUUACACGAAUGGAGCAUAAUGACACAAUUAAAAUAUUAAGCAAUAAAAAGUUUCCGCGUGAAAAUGAUGAAAGGAAGCAAGCCGAAAGAUUCGAAAAAGAUCUUAAAGAUUUGAGAGAUAAUUAUCAUGCACGAAUCAUUAUCAGCGAUAUUCACGAUCAUACUAUUAUGAAGACAUUAAUGUGCACUGCAAGCAAAUUAAAGAUGACACUACAGCAUGGCUUCGUGUGGUUUUUACCAGUUUAUGUCACACUUAAAAUGAAUGAAUCCAGUGUUAUGGACAAUAACAUUUCAUGCACGGCGAAUGAACUGAGAGAAGCGUUAAAUGGACAUUUUUCAAUGUCCUACGCAGCUUUUGGUAACGAUUAUGAUAUUUUACCUACAAAUAUGACAGUUAAAAAUUGGACAGAUGAAUACAAAAUGAAACGAAACAUUCAGACUUUAUCGCCAUCCGAUUAUGCACCUUAUGUUUACGACGCAAUUUGGGUGUACGCAAAAGCAAUAAUGCAGCUGAUUAAAGAAGAUGAGAUGGGCAAGAAUGCAACAAAAUAUUGGUAUAUGAAGAAUUUGGACAAAGAUCAAACAAUGUUGCGACUCGAACAGAUCCUCAAUGAAACCAGUUUUCAAGGAGUGUCAGGAAAAAUUGAAUUUAAUUCAGCUGGCUCUAGAUACACAAAUGUAAGCGUCUUGCAAUGGCAAAAGAAUAACUUUGAAGUUGUUGGAAUGUACAGACCUAAAAUAUUCGACAAGUCAUCAAACGAUGGUGAUUUUGAAUGGUUUGAAAAAAUGGUACAGUGGGGAUCAGAUGAAGUACCAGAUGAUGGGAAAGAGACAUGUGCCUUGAUGUUCUUAGCUAAUGCAAUUAAUAUCGAAUGUAGCACAAUUAAUACAUCCAUAAUAGUUAUCCUAUGCAUUCUGAUCGUCUUUGCAUGCUCAGGCUUCUCAUUCCUAUUUUGGAAGCACAAAUAUGCGAAAAAACUUGAAGAAUCUGCACAGAUCAUGAUGAAUUACGGACGUGUCGUGAAUGGAAUUGAAUUAUCAAAAUGGGAAAUUCCUCGAGAAAAUGUCAUUAUUAAUCGUCGGAUUGGUGAAGGCGCAUUUGGCACCGUCUACGGUGGUGAAGCUUUAAUUAAUGAAGAUGAUGGAUGGAGACCAGUUGCAAUUAAAACUUUAAAAGCUGGAAGUACGCCAGAAAAUCGACUAGAUUUUUUAGCUGAAUCUGAAAUCAUGAAACGAUUCGAUCACAAGAAUAUCGUAAAAUUGCUAGCUGUUUGUUUACAAAAAGAGCCUCUUUGUAGCGUGAUGGAAUUUAUGCUAUAUGGCGAUCUAAAAACUUAUUUAUUAUCACGUAGACACUUAGUCGACGAUAGAGCAAAUGAGGAUACAAAUGAUAUAAGUCCAAAACGAUUGACUUUAAUGGCACUUGACGUCGCACGUGGACUCAGUUAUCUUGCAAGCUUAAAUUUUGUUCAUCGAGAUAUUGCAUGCAGAAAUUGCCUGAUAAAUGCACAACGAAUUAUUAAAAUUGGUGACUUUGGUAUGGCUCGUUCAACAUGUGAAAACGACUAUUAUCGUUUUACGAGAAAGGGAAUGCUACCGAUUCGUUGGAUGUCUCCUGAGUCUAUAGAUGGAGGUAUGUUCUCGCACGCAUCUGAUGUUUGGUCAUUCGGUGUUUUCCUUUAUGAGGUUGUCACAUUGGGUGGAUUCCCAUACCAAGGACUGAACAACAAUCAAGUUUUUGAGCUUGUCAAAUCAGGAGAAUCAAUAAAAAUACCAGCUCAAUCGAAGCCGCCACUCAAAGCACUGAUGUCAUCAUGUUUCAAUAUUGAUCCAAAGAAGAGACCAGGUGCUUCAACCAUAGUUGAAUUCAUUACAAAUUAUCCGCGAAUGUUGACACCAUGCAUGAGUGACAUACCGAAACCAAACUUGGAUGAACAAGUGAAUCUCAUCGAUAGCGACAUAAAUGAAGAUUUUGAUUUCGAUCCAUUAAUAGAGAAUCGUGAACGAUCACAUACACCUGCUGUAACAAUAGACUUUCUCAGACCCUCAGCCUCAUCAUCAGCAUUACAGAAUCAGACGAGAAAUCAUGAAUUUGAUUAUCUUGAUAUGAAACUACCAAAACGUUUGAAUGGCAUUUACAACUUCACUCCAGACUUAACAUCAACACUGCCUAAUGGCAACUACUAUAAUCCGAUCCAGCCACUACUAAAUAGUCCAAGAUCUACAGAAAUAUCAAAGAGUACACUAAGUUUAAUGAAAUAUGUGCCGAUGUGUUUCAAUAAAAACAAAAAUCGAUCAUCGCCCGAAGAGUGCACCAGUGCAUUAUGAAUGAUCAAGAAUUUCAAUAAUUUUUCUCCUGUGGAUGAAAAAUACGCAAACUAUAAAAAUUUAUUUUUCUGAAAGACCUUGAAAUUUAUGAGAUUUUUCACGUCUCAAACAUUUUUUUUUUUAUAUUGUAUUUAUAAAAUUAUUUUGUUACUAGACUUUAAGCGAUCUACCAAGUGAAUUUUAUUUAUUAUUUUUCUUUGGAUCAUCGCACGAAAUUGCUAAGCUCUCAUAUGAAAAUAUACAUUUUAUAUUGUUUUCUUGCCAUUUAGAUUUAAGAAGAAACAUUUUUUUUUUGUGAAAAUGAAAUUGAUUAGUAUGGAGGACUAAGACACAUAUUUUAAGGUUCGUAUUAUGCAAGUGAAUUGAUUUUUGGGACCUUUGUUGGUUUUGGAACAGAAUGAUGAAAUAUUUGGAUGAAUCUCCACUAUCCGAACCACAGCAUUUAAUAAAAUUCAAACCAUACGAAAGUGGAACAAAAAUAUCAAUUCAUUCGCAAAAUACGACUUGAAAAUACAUAUAAGGCCAUUGCAUUUAUUCAAAUGAAAAUAUGAGAAUCUGAUUCUUUUGAUCAUCUUGAUUUUAGAAAUCUAUAAAAAGUGCAAUGCAAAAAAUUAGAAAUCUUCAAACAUCAUUUGAUUGACAAAAAAUAGGAAUUUAUUUAAGUAGAAUGAUAAUCUUUUUCAUUAAUUUAUUCGCAAUACAAGAAAUGCAAUUAUCAAAAAGACUGAAAAUUACUGAUAGAAAUUUGUCAUUGUAUAUAGACCUAAAUAAAAAUUAUUUAUUGUUUGUGAAAUGUUAUUUUUUUCUUCUGAGAUAUGUAACACUGAAUAUACAAAAUAAAUAUGUCAUGAUAAAUCAUGAAAAUAAGAAGUGUUUAAAG